Molecule: messenger RNA, 4974 nt
Organism: Closterium sp. NIES-65
Lineage: Eukaryota; Viridiplantae; Streptophyta; Zygnematophyceae; Desmidiales; Closteriaceae
Source: the annotation of a GenBank genome assembly
AUGGCCGGCCGCAUCAACUGUCCGCUCGAGGCAGCUGUCGCCGGCUGGAUGGAAGAAAAUGAGGACGCGGCGCGCUUCAGGGACCUAGACAUUUCCGAUUUCGCGAACGCGAACGAUUUCGGGGACGCCGCCAGACCUAAUUUCGAGAACGCGGGCUUAUCUAGCUUCCACAACGCCUCCGUUUUCGGCAUUUCCGAUGUCGUUUCAGCGAAUUUUGGCACUGACCUGGCCGUGGGUGACUCGGACGGGUCGUUGGUCCCGUGGGAUCCCGACGUGGAUGACGUGGAUCAGACAUUCUAUCCGUUCGUCAUCGAGCCGCGAAGACCGCCUCCCGGCGUGCCCUUCGACCCCGCUGGUGCGCCCAGGCCCAGCAACGAGGAGUUCCGCUUGCAAGUGCUCCGCCGCUUCGCCAUCCUCGACACUGAGCCGAAUUCCCGCUUUGACAGAAUCACAGCACUAGCAGCACAGAUAUUUAAGUGCCCAAUCUCUCUGGUAGCGUUUGUGGAGGAUGAGCGGCAGUGGUUCAAGUCCACGUUCGGGCUGCCAGGCGUGUGUGAGACGGACAGGGAGUCGUCCUUCUGUGCCUACAUGCUGCUGCCCAAUCGCAAUCCAUGUCUGGUGGUGAGGGACGCAUUGGAGGACAGUCGCUUCGUGCACAACAAGCUCCAAGCUCUUGAUUCUCCGUUUCCCUCUCCCCCCUCACGGCAGGUGGUGGGGCCGCCAUACAUCCGCUUCUAUGCCGGGGCUCCGGUCACCACCAGUGGGGGCUUCGUCAUCGGCUCGCUCUGUGUGAUAGACACGGUGCCGCACCCCGAAUUCUCCCCCGAACAAGAGAGCCUCCUCGUCGCCCUCGCCUCCCUCGUCACUCUCGAGAUGGACAAGCACAGCCAGGAGAUAGAGGUGCAGCGGCAGCAAGCGGACAAGUUUGAGGAGGACAAGCGCGGGCUGCUGCUCGCCAUAGACGCCUUCAGCGAGGGGCUCGUGCUGGUGGACGUGUCGCAGCCGCGGCAGCCGGUGGUGUUUGUGAAUGAGGGGUGGGAGGAGAUCACGGGCUACUCCAUCGAGCACGUCGUCGGGCUGCACUGCGGCUCCAUCCUGCAGGGCCCAGGGUCUAACAUGACCGCUGUUGAGACUAUGAGAAAGGCUGUUGAGACCGGCGGGUCUGCUUCUGUGGAGCUGAUGAAUUACAAGCGGGACGGCACACCGUUUUGGAACUGGCUGCGCAUUCAUCCCGUGCCGCCGGGGUCGUCGUUCCUGCCGACCGAUAAGAACCAGAGGUACUACUUUGGCAUUCUGUCGGACUGCACGGCGCGCAAGGAGAACGAGUGGCAGCUCGAGAGCAUGCGUGUGAGUGCCGGCCAUGGGGGAACAGGGAAGAUGGGAGAGAAGAAUGGGGGGGAUGGGCAGGGGAGAAGCAUCUCCUCCUCCCAUAUGCCUCUUCUCUCGCGUCUCUUCCCCGCUAUCGCUCCUUCCAUUCGCCCCCUCCGCUCGCCCCCUUGUUCCCGUCCUCCAUUCACCUCCAUUCGCUCCCUGUUGUGCUGUACUCACAUGCAGAUGGCGGAGGUGGAGAGGGAGGCGAGCAUGCGGGCCAAGAGGCAGUUCGUGGCGAACAUAAGCCACGAGAUCCGCACGCCCAUGAACGCCGUGCUGGCGUGCGCCCAGCUGCUGCAGGACGCGCCCAACCUGACCCAGGACCAGGUGGAGCUGGUGCACAUGAUCUCCGGCGCGGGGCAGCAGCUGCUCUCCCUCAUCACCGACAUUCUCGACUUCUCCAAACUGGACGCGGGGAAGAUGGAGAUGCAUGAGAGGGAGGUGAGCCUGUGGGCGUGUCUGGACUUCUGCAUGGAGCUGCUCGUGCUCAAGUCCCAGCGCAAGGGGCUCGACCUCUCCUACAAUGUUGACCCCUCCGUGCCGCAGUGGAUAUGGGCGGACGAGGUGAGGCUGAGGCAGAUCCUCACCAACCUGUUGUCCAACGCGGCCAAGUUCACGGACGAGGGCGGCCAGGUCGAGGUCUCCGUCUCCGCCACUCUGCUCCCCGACCCCGAGCGGGAGGAGGGGGAGCAGCAGCAGCAGGGGGAGGAGGAGGCAUGGCGGGUGCUGCCGUGGUUUGAGAUCCAGUUCUCAGUGCGCGACACGGGCAUCGGCAUGCCGCCUGAGUUCGCCUCCGUCAUCUUCGAGGCAAGCCCCUCUCGCCUGCCCUCCUCUACAACCCCCCCACUUACCCUGCCUUCCCCUGUCCCCUGCCCUUGGUCCUCACUGCCCUGUGGCGUUCACUCAGCGUUCACACAGUGUGACAACUCGCGCACGAGGCGGUACGAGGGCACGGGGCUGGGCAUGGCGAUAGCCAAGGACCUAUCGGAGCGCAUGGGGGGGCGCAUCUGGGUGGACACGGAGCUGGGCAGGGGCUCCACCUUCCACUUCACCAUCCACGCCCACGGCAGCAUGGUCGAAGCCUCCAACAUGCUGCCCUCUCUGCUCGCCAAUCAGGCCUCCGCGUCCCUUACUGCUUCGAGCAGCGGCAGUGCUGGUGCUGGUGGUGGUGGGGAAGGGAAGGGAAGGGAUGGUGCUGCUGCGGCUGCUGCUGCUGCUCCCACCACGCCCACCGGCCGCAGAGGGAAGCUGCUGCUGCCCACCUCCUCCUCCACCCCCUCACCCGCCUCCCCAACCUCUGCUACCACUGCCAUCCCCCCGGUCUCUCUCUCCGCUGCCGUGCCUCCUCGCUCCCCCACAUCGCGCUCGCCCCGACCUUUCCCCCGGGCCAAUACCGUCCCAUCUGCCACCGCCGCUGCUGCUGCUACUGACUCGUCCGCUGCAGCACAGGGCAGCCCGGGUCAGCCUGGUUCACUCGACGCUGAUCCUUCAGCGCCCUCCGCCCUACAGAGAUCCGAGAGCGACAAGCCCUCCCUCACACCCUUCCCUUCCGACGCUGCUCCAACCCCGUCACCCCUACACACGCUCUUCCUCACUCCCCCAAUCACCCCUCUCACGGGCAAGCGCGCGCUGCUGGUGGGUGUACCGGCCACGUUCCACCGCAUGUUAGGGUCCAUGCUGGCCGCGUGGGGUGUGUCGUGCACUGCUGUGCGCACCGUGGAUGCUUUCUGGGACCAGUGGACGGGCGAGGAGGGUGGGCUGGGGCGCGCGGCGGGGUGCAGCGAGAAGGAGCAGCAGAAGAGCCUGCUCAAGGUGUACCGGUCGGGCAGUUGGAGCGAUCUGCCGUUGUUUGGGUGGGCGGAUGGGGAGGGCGGUGCGGGGAGUGAGGGGGGGAAGAAGGGCGCGGUGGGAAGAGUGGGAGGGGAGGAGAGGGGGAAGGGGUAUCCCAGGGCUAUGAGUACGCCCAGAGGGGUGUUUUCAGGGAGGGGUGAGGGAGGAGGCUCGUCUGAACAAGCACCAUCUGAGGAGGACGAUGAGGAGGAGGAGGAUGGUGAUGGUGAUGGUGAUGGUGAUGGCGAUGGGGGGAAAGAGAGGGAGGAAGGAGGUGGGCGUGGGAAACAGCAAGUGGAGGGCGGAGGGGAAAGGGAGGGGAACGAGCGGAAGAAGCGGGGCGGAGAGGAGCUAUCGUUCCUGGCGCGGGUGCAGGCGCGGCAAGUGCAGCGCUUCGACGUGGUGCUUGUAGACGGACCAGCAGUCACGAGCAACAGCCGAGGGACUGGCGGACAAGGGCGGUACGGAGGGGGAGGAGCGUUGGCAUUGGCGCUGGCGGCGCAGCAUGAGCAGGAGCGCGCGCUGCUGAUGAUGCACCUGGGGUGUGCGUGUGCCAGCACUGCACCCACCUUCCUCUUCCUCUCCAAACACUCCAAGCGCCAACUGCCCUUCGACCCCGCGCUCCUGCGCAAGGUGGCGGUGCUGUCGCGCCCAGUGCGCGUGAACCAGCUGUACAAGCACCUCAUCCAGUACCUCGCCCCCUCCGCCCUCGCCACCCUCCCUGCUGUCCCCGACUCCCCCCGCUACGACACCCCCGCCUUCUUCGACGAGCCCUUGGACCUGCGACCAGCGCCGUCCGCCGUGUCGCCGUCACCGGGGCCGGCAGGGCUGUCGGGCAUCUCCGUGCCCUCCUCCUUCGCUGGCUGCUCCUCCGCCGCCCUCGCCUCCCUGCCCGCCUCCAUCCCCACCUCUGUCUUCACUGCAGGUCCGGCAGCAGGGUCGGCGCCGGAGGAGGUGGCGAAGGCGGUGGCGCGGGACGUGGCGGCACUGCGGGUGGCGGUGGUGAAGGAGCCGAUGCCGCUGGGCGUGGUGCGGGCGGAGCGGUCCAGCCCACGCCCGGGGGACCUGCAGGUGCUCAUCGCGGAGGACAACAUCGUCAACCAGCGCGUGCUGCUGAAGCUGCUGAAUGGCAUCGGGGUGAGGUCGUGCUACACUGCCAUCAACGGACUCGAGGUGAUGCAGCGGCUGCGGCAGGUGACAGUGGAUCUGGUGCUCAUGGACGUGCAGAUGCCCGAGAUGGACGGCCUCACUGCCACCGCCUGCCUCAGAAGGGAGCUGCCACCAGAGCAGCAGCCGGUGGUGGCAGCACUGACAGCAGAUGUGGGGUCUGGGAUAGAGUCCGAGUGCAAGGCUGCUGGCAUGAACUCUUACUUGAGCAAGCCUGUUAGCAAACCGGCCCUUCAGAACUUCAUUUCCCGAUGCUUAUCAUCCGGUGCCAUGGAUGGUUCGUCGUCUCGGGAAGGAGGCAUUCAGCUUCUUUUAGCGGCAGAGCAAGAAGCCCAGAAGGUCGUAGCUGCAGCUCGUGCAGCCAAAACUGCCAGGUUGAGGCAAGCGAAGGAGGAAGCGGAGAGGGAAGCCGCUGCUUACCGCGCCCAGCGUGAGGAGGAGUACAGGAAGAAAAAGGCCGGGACGUCAGGCGACUCGGAAGCGACUGUGAAGCGGCUGGAGGUGCAAACGAGGCAGAAGAUUGAUCAGCUGACUAAGGAAGCGGGCAAUGUGUCGAAAGAUGUUACUGGGAUGCUUCUUGAUCUUGUGACAACAGUGAAGCAUUAA